GGCAGGUGGCGAAAGCCUUGUUGAUGACUGGAGCACUGGGCGUGGAGCACUCAGUGAGGGGAGCUUCUCUUGCCCUCUCACCACCAGCCACAGAUGGGAAGGAAACUGCGGCUGCCGGCACCAAUAGAGGAAUGGGAGCACACAUGCGCAGGCCAGAGCGGAGUGGGCCGGGCUGCGCCACACUCAAGGAGGGGGAAGCCGCCCCCUGCUCCGCCCCCAUCCUCCCCACUGGUGGCAGCAAAACCACAAAGUAGCAGCAGCGCUUCCACCUGCUCCUCCUCGGCAACGGCCACCACCUUCUCCUUCUCAGCGGGGCCCAUGGAAAGUUUGCCCAUGGAAAGUUUGCCUGUGAAAGCGUGGGGCCUUCUACAAAACAAGGAGAGAGGGUUGCCAUGGAGACCAGCUAUACUGGCAUUGUCACCUGCUGAGGAUGACAGACUGGAGCACUGGCAUAGUAAAGCCUGCAAAUGUGAUUGUCAGGGAAGUCCCAAUUCGGUAUGGUCCACUGGAUCUAACAGUCUGGAGUGCAUGCCAGAAUGUCCCUAUCACAAACCGCUUGGUUUUGAGUCGGGAGCUGUUACUUCAGACCAGAUAAGUUGUUCCAGUCCAGAGCAGUACACUGGAUGGUAUACCUCAUGGACUGCAAACAAGGCCCGCCUUAACGGGCAAGGCUUUGGGUGUGCCUGGCUUUCCAAAUACCAAGAUGCUAGCCAGUGGCUGCAGAUUGACCUGAAGGAAAUCAAAGUUAUUUCAGGGAUAAUCACUCAAGGACGGUGUGAUGCAGAUGAAUGGAUGACAAAAUACAGUGUACAGUACAGGACUGAUGAGACUCUGAAUUGGAUCUAUUAUAAGGAUCAGACAGGAAACAACCGGGUUUUCUAUGGAAAUUCAGACAGAUCAUCUUCUGUGCAGAACUUUUUGCGCCCACCCAUCGUCUCUCGCUACGUUCGAUUGAUACCGCUCGGCUGGCACGUGCGCAUUGCGAUCCGGAUGGAGCUGCUUGAGUGCAUGAAUAAGUGCGCUUGACCCAAUCCUCAAAUGAUAUUGCAAGGGAAGUGAUGGGAGGCGUUAGCAAGAUAGAGAGAUACAAUGAAUGAAAAGAGUAGUCUGUAGGGUAGGGUUUUCAUGUCCUAUGCAAAUUAAAAUCAUUUUCCAGCCACUUUCUGCUGUGACCUGUAUCUUCUAACACUUAGAUAGGCUUAAUGGUUUUUUUAAAAGCAAUCUUGAGAUGGGAUCUAGGCCAGUUAAUUUUUCUGAAACCCUGAUCCGUGCUGUAUUAAAUCCACCCCCCACCCACAUUUUAGCUUCUGGUACUUCCUCCCGACCCCCACCAUGGUGUUUACAGGACUUUCCCCAAGCCUAUGAAAUCAGAGAUUGAUCUGUGCAAGAAGAGAUAAAAAUAAAAACGCAUUUUGCACAACAAUGAAAAAGGUUCCUUUGUUGUGAGUCCUCCCUGCACUCCAUCAGCCUUUGCUUAAUUAUUAAGCAAUUAAUAUUAUAAUAUUUUAGGUAUUCAAAAACCCCCGAGAGCUGUUCUCUCCAAAAGCAAAACUCACUGCUCUUCUACAGUGCUUCCAAAAGGUACAGCACAACAAAAAGAAAGAAUGAUAAAGGCCAUCGUUCCAUUCCCAUUUCAUAUGGCUUUCUAAUGAAAUACUGUGUAAAGUUACUACUUUUUACAGAAAGUCUUCCUGGCACAGGAAAAGAUUUGUGAGGAGUUUGCUACAAUUGCCAUCUGGUAUGAGAAAUAGGAGCUUAUUGGAUUGACCAGACCGUUCUUAGAUUAGGAGCCAUCCUUGAACUACAUGUGACUGAGUUGCAUGAAUAUUUUUCCUGAAGGGGUUUCUUUAGCCACAACAGCUGUAGGAAGCUGCAAUGGAAUCAGAAGUUACAGGGUAAAGGAGGGGAGCAUCUACCUUUUACUCUACAGACCAAUUUUUUCUUCUUUCACCCUAUCGAAGAACAGCUCCAAUAAUACAAUAGUAUUAAGUCUUUUAUAGCCAGUCUUGUUGUUUCAAACUUAUAUAAAAUCCAUCAAUAAGGUGCUAGAAUUUUUGGAUCCCUCUUUUAAAAAAAAAAAAAGCAUUACAGCCAUCCUUAUUUGCAGUAAAUAUAGCAAAAUAGAAAUCCUAGUUUGUGUUUACCUAACAGAUUUAAGGGCUGGCAUCCAGACUAGUGUUGUGCUAGUGUAAAAAGAGAAGGUGCACACACAUAAGUGUGCAGAGCUGCACCAAGGUACAAUGUUGCACAAUUGUGGGUUACAUACUAGCUUGUGCAAUUGGGCAAUGCAUUGGGCAAUGCAUUGGGCAAUGUGCCAACAUCUUCUGCUAGUGCAUGAACUAAUCUGGAACAGAUGUUCCUUUCUUCACACCACAUCAUUGCACUGUGCUCUUGCACUAGUGGAGGGGUAGGCAACCUUGGCUUUCCAGCUGUCUGAACUAUAAUUCCCAUCAUCCCCAGUCACAAUGUCUGGGAUUGGUGGGAGUUGUAGUUCAACAACAGCUGGAGAGCCAAGGUUGCCUACCCUUCCACUAAUUCAACAGCAUUUUGCUAGCAUAACAUUAGUCUGGGUGUAGACUGAUGUGUGUCUAAGUUAGUUUGCGGAUAGGAUUACUGUAACUUCUGUACAAUUUAAAUAUGAUGUAAGCACAUAGCAGUGUGUAAAUAAUGCAAUUACUUUCUUAUAUACACAUAACAUUUCUGAAGGGGUUAUCAUCUUUCAAAUGUAAGGGCUUUUCAAAUCAAUUUAAAACGAUACUCAGUAAUAAAGCCAACACUUUUUUGAUGAUUUA
Hemicordylus capensis (graceful crag lizard) is the source of this 2792-nucleotide messenger RNA. RefSeq names its product retinoschisin 1 (gene RS1). Lineage: Eukaryota; Metazoa; Chordata; Lepidosauria; Squamata; Cordylidae. The record is from RefSeq and is a predicted model, not a curated record. The transcript is spliced from 6 exons. The coding region runs from base 94 to 1026 and encodes 310 amino acids.